Molecule: messenger RNA, 1319 nt
Organism: Entelurus aequoreus (snake pipefish)
Lineage: Eukaryota; Metazoa; Chordata; Actinopteri; Syngnathiformes; Syngnathidae
Product: CYFIP-related Rac1 interactor B-like
Exons: 11
Coding region: 129-1118 (329 amino acids)
Biological process (GO): positive regulation of T cell activation; regulation of actin filament polymerization
Molecular function (GO): small GTPase binding
Source: RefSeq, a predicted model, not a curated record
GCUCAGGAAACGUUUCCUUUUAUAGUUAACGGAGCGCCGAGGGGGCUACUUCCGGGUUGACAGUGUCGGCAUGUAGAAUCACCUGGACCCGCCAUCUCGAUCAAGCAUCUAUCGGCUCUCAGCCAAGAAUGGGGAACUUGAUCAGAGUGCUGAGCAGAGACAUCGACAACAGUGGAGGAAACUUCUUUUUAGACUUUGAGAAUGCUCAGCCAUCAUCCACAGAGAAGACGUUGUGGGAGAAGGUGAACCAGGUGCUGACGGAGGCUCAGGUCGUCCUGGACGGUUUGCAGGGCUACACUGGUGCGGGGGAGGAAAUCAGACAGGCCAUUCAGAGCCCCAAUGAGGAGGGGGUACAGGAGAAGGCGUGGUCUGCUGUUCUUCCUCUGGUCACCAAACUGAAGAAUUUCUAUGAGUUUUCUCACAAGCUUGAGGGCAGUCUGAGGUGUCUACUGGAUGUCCUCACCAGUCCUGAUGCUCCGCCCACUCAGCAGCUGGAGCACAAACAGGCUCUGGCUCGUCAGUUUGCCCUCAUCCUUCAUUUCACGCUGCGCUUUGACGAGCUCAAGAUGACCAUCCCCGCCAUCCAGAAUGACUUCAGCUACUACAGGCGUACAAUCAGUCGCAUGCGUAUCAACAACGUGUGGGCGGAUGCAGAUAACGAGGUCAACAACGAGCUGGCCAAUCGAAUGUCUUUGUUCUACGCCAGUGCCACGCCUAUGUUGAAGACCCUGAGCGACGGCACCUCAAAGUUUGUCUCUGAUAACCCUGAUGUUCCUGUUGAGAACACCACGGACUGUCUAAGCACCAUGGCCUGUGUUUGUAAAGUCAUGCUGGAAACACCAGAGUACAGAAGUCGUUUUACAAGCGAUGAGACGGUCUUGUUCUGUCUGCGUGUGAUGGUUGGUGUCAUCAUCCUCUAUGACCACGUGCACCCAGCCGGCGCCUUUGUCAAGACAUCCAACAUUGACAUGAAAGGAUGCAUUCGGCUGCUGCAGGAGCAGCCGGCAAGCAGCGUGGAGGGUUUACUGAACGCUCUCAGGUACACAACUAAACACCUGAACGAGGACACCACUCCCAAGCACAUAAGGAACAUGUUGCAAAGUGAACAAAGGUUUUGAAAGUGUAUAUUGGUGAUGUCAUUAUGUAAACAGGAAACAAUGAGAGAUGAGCUCAGCUGGACACAAACAAACGUGUCCGCUAAGUAACUUUGGACAAAUGAGCUUGCACACAUGCUAACGAAUGAGUCGGCCAUGCUUUUUUAUACUUUUUUUUAUAAGUAAGGAAUAAAAUCACAUGGUGAUAACAUCUUUGCAGCCACC